Messenger RNA from Penicillium coprophilum, 3093 nucleotides. RefSeq names its product sulfite reductase subunit alpha. Gene Ontology annotation, cellular component: cytosol. Gene Ontology annotation, molecular function: FMN binding; oxidoreductase activity, acting on the aldehyde or oxo group of donors; flavin adenine dinucleotide binding. Bases 1 to 3093 code for a protein of 1030 amino acids. The record is from RefSeq and is a predicted model, not a curated record. Lineage: Eukaryota; Fungi; Ascomycota; Eurotiomycetes; Eurotiales; Aspergillaceae. The transcript is spliced from 2 exons.
AUGGGUUCAUCAGUUCCAGCUCUGUCGGCCUUGAAUGGCCCGACCUAUGUUACAGCCCAGACGCUUAUCCAGCAAGUUGCAUACUUGCUGAGUGAUAAGAUCUUCUCCUACUCGCCGGAGACUUUCGAUCUUGAUGCUGCUCUCAAGGAGUGGACUUCCAAAGGCGAGACUAAUGCCAAUGGCGAGUCUCCCUCAGUCAAGGCUUUGGAAACCCGCCAGGGUGCUGGAAGCAUGGCCCUUGGCUACCUCUUCUCUCAGGACUUUGAUCUGAAGAAGCGCCACAUUCCCCAGGGUAUUGUUGCUUCUUCAGCAACUCUCCCUUAUAUGCGUGCCGCGUUGGAGCAGCUCUCUCUGCUGUACUCCGUCGCUAGCCCAGUCGCUGCACACGUAGCCGCCGUAGACUACGCCGGUGAGGAUGGCCUAGUUUCUGACUAUGCGUCCGCCCUCUCUCUGGCCGAGGACCUCGGUCUGGGUUUGGUCUCCAGCGGCUCUGCCCACGAGUCCCAGCAUAUGGCUCUCUUCACAACCUUGCUCUCCUCCGUCCUCCCCUCGAUUCACAUCUAUGAUGGCGUUCGUGUUGGCCGCGAUACUACCCGCGUCAUUGAUGUUCUCGACAAGGAUGGCCUGACUCGCGCCUAUGAGACUGUCCGCAAGACUCUUGAUGAGUCCCGCAACCGUCAUCUCGACGCCCAAGGCAAGGUUUUGGAUCUGCUGAAGAGCCUGAAUGGCGAACUCGGCACUGACUAUGGUGCUUUCGAGUACCACGGUCACUCCGAGCCCACCUCUGUCCUGAUCGCUUUCGGCACUGUCGAGGCUACCCUCACUGCCCAAAUCGCACGCUCCCUCGCGAAGGAUGGUGUCCGUGUCGGCGUUGUGAAUGUUCGCGUCUACCGUCCCUUCAUCGAGGAGGAGUUCUUGCGCGUUCUCCCCCAGUCCACUCAGAUCGUCGCAGUUCUUGGCCAGGUCGCCUCUGAGCAGGCCGUUCAGGAAGAUGGCAUCCACUCCGCUCUCUAUGAGGAUGUGCUUGCUUCUCUGACUUUUGCCACUGGCCGUGAACACAACCCGGCUUGUGUAGAGAUCAAGUACCCCCGCUCCCAGCGUUGGGAUCUCAUCUCCAUCGCUGCUGCAUUCCAGCGCGUGUAUGACCAGCCUAUCCUCAUCGCCGACGGUGAAACCAAUGCUUCGCUGCAGCUGCUAGACCCUGCAUCUGUGCAGGAAUACACUUUCUGGGAUGUUGAUACCUCCGUCACCGAGGGGGCUGCUCAGACUUUGAGCCAGGCUCUUGGCGCCGACUCGGCCAGCAAUGUCACGCUCAGCCAGACCCACGACAACCUCGUCCAGGGUGGUGCUAUCCGAGUUGACAUUCGCAAGAGCGCUAAGAUUGUUGACGCACCUUACGCGGUCACUGCUGCUGAGGUCUCUUACGUUGGCAACCUUUCACUGCUGAACGAUGUUGAUGUUCUGGCUUCUGUUAGGGACAACGCUAAGGUCAUUGUCAAUGCCCCGGGCAUUAAUGAUGAAGAUCUGGAGAAAAAGCUUCCUGCUUCCUUCAAGCAGUCUGUCGCCCAGCGUGGCAUCUCCCUCUAUGUUCUUGAUUCAUCUGCUGUUGAUGACUCGUCUCUCAACGCCCUUGUCCUCCAGGCUUCGUUCGUGCGCGUCGCCCUACCUGCCCAGGAGACCCUGGCAACCAAGAAGCUGGCCUCGAUUACCGGAAAUGCCGAGGCUUUGGACAACGUUACCAAGGAUCUCGAGAAGCUGCUCCGCCAGAUCGAGGUUCCCGAGUCCUGGAAGGAGCCUGAGGGUAUCACUGAGGCCGUUGAGCUCCCCAAGGACAUCGUCGCCAACAGCUUUGUUUCGUUUGACAAGGACGAAUCCGAGCCCCCCACUCUUCUCAAGGACUGGGAGACCGCUGCUCGUGGCCUUGCAUUCAAGGAGGCUUAUGGCACCAAGACUGCUCUUCGCCCUGACCUUGCACACAAGACUUUCACUGUCCACGUCAAGGAGAACCGUCGUCUCACACCCACCACCUAUGAUCGUAACAUCUUCCACAUCGAGUUCGAUCUCGGUGAGACUGGUUUGAAGUACGACAUUGGUGAGGCCCUUGGUAUCCAUGCUGAGAACGAUCCCGAAGACAUCAAGAAGUUCAUCGAGUUCUACGGCUUGGACCGCGACGCGAUUGUCGAGGUUCCCAGCCGCGAGGACCCUGCCGUUUUGGAGAACCGCACUGUCUACCAGGCUCUGAUGCAGAACGUUGACAUCUUCGGUCGCCCACCCAAGCGCUUCUACGAGGCCCUUGCCGAGUUUGCCUCUGACGAGAAGGAGAAGGCCAACUUGCUCAUUCUGGGUGGACCCGACGGUGCCACUGAGUUCAAGCGCCGUGCCGAGGUUGACACCGUCACCUUUGCCGACAUCCUGCUCGAGUACCCCUCUGCUCACCCAGAGUUCCACGAGAUCGUUCGCAUCGUCGGUCCUCUCAAGCGCCGCGAGUACUCGAUCGCCUCGUGCCAGAAGGUGACUCCGACCUCGGUCGCUUUGAUGAUUGUUGCCGUGAACUGGGUCGACCCCAACGGCCGCGACCGUUUCGGUCUGGCUACCCGCUACCUGAGCCGCCUGCAAGCCGGUUCCCCGAUCACCCCUAUCAUCAUGGCCGGUCUUGGUACUGGUCUUGCACCGUUCCGUGCCUUCGUCCAGCACCGCGCCCUCGAAAAGGCUCAGGGCAAGGAGAUUGGUGCUGUCUUGCUGUACAUGGGAUCUCGUCACCAGCGUGAGGAGUACUGCUACGGCGAGGAAUGGGAGGCAUACCAGGAGGCUGGUGUCAUCACUCUCCUCGGCGCUGCUUUCUCUCGCGAUCAGCCCGAGAAGAUCUAUAUUCAGGACCGUAUGCGUCAAACCCUACCCGAGAUCAUUCAGGCCUAUAUUCGUGAGGAGGGUGCUUUCUACCUGUGUGGUCCCACUUGGCCCGUGCCCGAUGUCACCGCUGUUCUGGAGGAGGCUAUCGCCACCGAAGCCAAGAACACUGGCAAGAAGGUUGAGACUCGCAAGGAGAUUGAGAAGCUCAAGGACGAGGAGCGCUAUGUUUUGGAGGUCUACUAG